Molecule: messenger RNA, 2617 nt
Organism: Aedes albopictus (Asian tiger mosquito)
Lineage: Eukaryota; Metazoa; Arthropoda; Insecta; Diptera; Culicidae
Product: aminopeptidase N-like
Exons: 2
Coding region: 38-2518 (826 amino acids)
Biological process (GO): peptide catabolic process; proteolysis
Cellular component (GO): cytoplasm
Molecular function (GO): zinc ion binding; metalloaminopeptidase activity; peptide binding
Source: RefSeq, a predicted model, not a curated record
AGUGAUUCAGUUUGUUUCGAGUGGUUGCAGGAUCGUGAUGUUGAUCCGAGUGGUUAGUUUGUUCCUGAUAGUUGGUGGUGGCAGCUUGGCCGGCAAAGUGGUGCCAAAUAACUAUGAUGUUCGAUUUACGACUGAAAUUCACAGUGGAAGCGAUUCAUUCGAUGGUGUUGUUCAAAUUUGCUUCAACGUUACGGAAGAAGUCGGACAGUUUGAACUUCAGGCGAGAAAUUUUACGAUCAAGGAUGUUACGCUGAAGGAUAAGGAUGCAGUACAUGCGGUGCAAUCAAGUGAACUACCGAACGGGAAUGUAGUUUUGAAAUUGGAAAACCCGCUUCCCGCGGGGAAUUACCUACUGCAGGUCACAUUUAGUGGCACGGCGUCCGAUAACGAUGCUAUGUUCAAAGGAUCGUACCAAAAUAAUGACGGGUCGGUCGGCCACUAUUUGAUGAGCAAACCAAGGAAAUCCGGAUUUCACGAGAGUCCAAGUGCAUUCCCCAACUUCGGCGAGGAACAUAAAUCGACUUUCAAGAUCUCGGUAGUUCAUCACGAAAGUAUCAGAGCAUGGUCCAACAUUCCUUUGAAUGAUCCUCCAGCCAGCCACGAUCGCGAGGGAUACGUCAUUUCAAGCUUCGGAGUAACUCCUGAGAUGCGCGUCUAUGAUGUGGGAUUCUUUGUGGCUGAUUUCGGCACUAAAUACCUAGGUAAAAUGACUGUAGUGGCCCGUGGAGAAAUUCUGGAAUCUUUGGUCUAUGUAACCUCGCUUUGUAACGACCUGGUAAAGAUCAUGGACAAUCAUACCGCUGUAGACUAUAAUGUUCCGGACUACACAUUGAUCGUCAUCCCACACAAGCUUUCUUGUUCCAAUUUCACGGAGUUUGAGCGACAGUUCGUCAAUGAGCAAUCCAUGAUGUACAACCCGGAAGAGGAUGACUUCAACCAAUUAGCCAAAUUCUUGAAAUCAGCCGGCAACAAGUUGAUGCUCCAGUGGUUCGGAAAUUUGAUAGACCCAGAAGAAGAGAGACUCCUUGAAGCGUUUGCGAACGUUUAUACUUAUUUUAACGCCGAAAAGAUUUAUCCCAAAGAGUUCAUGAUGAUGCACUACCAGGUAGAUGUCGUACAACGAUCACUAUUACGCGAUUAUAAGCGACCGAGUAGUGUUCUGAACAUGUUUUGGCUGAUCGUAUUGGAUAUCAAGUGGGAUACUGUUAUGAAGAAAUUGUCGAAGAACAGGCAACCCCGUACCUUGACGUCGGCACAGUUGUGUUCGGAGGCUCAAACCUUAUGGAAGGAUGACUACAAUCUUCCGGAAGGCAUGACACUGGAGGCCAUUUUCAACCAGUGGAUGUAUAGCGAUGAAGAUCCCCCUUUGCUGAAUGUGCACCGGACUUACUCGGAUGGAAACGUGAUCCUUUCACAAAACGUUUCACAGAAGAUCCUUCCGUACAACUUUGCUACAGAGCCAUCGCACUUUGAUCAGUUGGGGCCGUUCCAGUGGCUUACUGGACCCAACGAGACUGUUCAAUUCGACGUUUCGAACGAUCACUGGAUCAUCUUCAACAAGGAGCAAUUUGGAUUCUAUCGGGUUAACUACGACGAACGCAACUGGGAACUGAUCGUUCGAGGUCUCCAGUCGAAUGCUUCCAGUAUUCAUCGAGUGAGUCGGAUGCAGCUAUUGGACGAUGCUUUGAACUUGGUCAAGGAUGAUUUGCUAGAUGUUUCGGUAUUGUUAAACUUGUUGACGUACCUUAGGAAUGAAACGUGUUACGACGUGUGGUAUGACGCAUAUAUUGUAUUGAAAAGUUGGUAUUAUCGCGAAAUUGAACCACCGCAGGUCGUUAAGGAUUUCUUCUUACAUCUCAUUGAGCCGUAUUAUCAAAGUUUCACAUCACAGGGCAUCAAGAGCAGUACACCGCAAAUGGAACUUCAUAUACAUUCGGAUAUAGCUGGUCUUGCUUGUUGGCUCGGUAAGAAGGAUUGUUUAGAACAAGCUCGAUCUCGAUUCCAGCAGGCAGUAGCCAAAAACGCACCCGUUGAGCCAAAUUGGUCUCGAGUGACCUACUGUUACGGACUGCAGAAUGCAACUGAUGAGGAGAUGGAAUGGUUACUUAUCAAGCUUAACAAACAGCAUUCUUGUUCUGCGAGUGUACUAAGCUGCGUUGAUAACGAGAAGCACCUACGACGAGUACUGGUGGAAUUGAAGGAAAAAUCCAACCCUGAAUCGAUGACCGCUUUUGUGAAAGCACUAGAUGAGAAGGGUUUCAACAUGCUUCACUCUUUGCUGAAAAAUGAACCGGAUCUUGUGCAAACUUUGGGAUCUCCAACGCUCGAGUCUGCCCUCGAACGUGCCUCGAAGAGUACAAAGAGCGCAAAAACACUUAAGUUGAUUGACGAUCUGGAGGCUUCCCUUGGUCUUCAUGUCGCUGGUAAAGGUUCCGGAUCGCGGGACAUAAACAUCUGGGACAAGCCGGGAGCUGUCGACUUUAUUGAACGCUAUAUGAAACAGCAGGAAAGUCGUUAAAUAUUCUUGAGAUUAUAAUAGUUGUAAAAGUAAAUAAGUUUAUCACUUUGGGCUAUGAUUUUGAUGGAUAAAGGACUUUAUUCAUAACCUAUGUUUUAU